Molecule: messenger RNA, 3671 nt
Organism: Hippocampus comes (tiger tail seahorse)
Lineage: Eukaryota; Metazoa; Chordata; Actinopteri; Syngnathiformes; Syngnathidae
Product: metabotropic glutamate receptor 4-like
Exons: 11
Coding region: 695-3451 (918 amino acids)
Biological process (GO): G protein-coupled receptor signaling pathway
Cellular component (GO): membrane
Molecular function (GO): G protein-coupled receptor activity
Source: RefSeq, a predicted model, not a curated record
AAGAGGCAACCUCGCUUCGUUGGCGUCGUGUCGCCCCCUCCCCACUCAACCACCCACUAUUCAAGUUCCAGACUUUUCAGCACCACUUCUCUCGGUGUUAGGCGCUGUGUGGAUUUCCUCGUGGAUAGUACGUGCAAGACCAGCGCUGCGACUCCGAAAACGAACACCGAAGAUAGGCGCAUCGGAUGUGGGUCACUUCGCGGGGUGGACCGCACUGGAAGCUCUGCGAGGAAGGAGAAAGAAAACCGGUGGAAUUCAUCGCGGAGCUUGCGGACCCACACAGGCCCACGGGCUCUGACACAUAAACGAAUCCCCGCCCAGGGGGACAGUGAAGAUUAAAACUAGUGAUUGCCGCGGAAGCCUUCGAGAUUCCUGAGAGUAGACGAGGGAGUCGAAGGAGGUCAUCUUCCACCUUUUGUUCUUCCCGAUGCCCGAGUGCAGAAUCUCCAUAGACAAGCCUCUUUGGACGAUGGAGUGAGGGAGUGGAGUGGACGUGAGGAGAGCAGGAUUACAGCUCUGUGAAAGAGCCAGGCUCAUAUUGUACAUUAAGUGACUGUCUGAGUGAGAGAAAACAUGAGAGGAAGCCUUCGCUGUGCCAGCUGCUUGGAGUGCAAUUAACCCUCUGGCCAGCGCGAGCGACUACCUGGCUUCUAUUUUUCUUGAUUGCGGCGGUUUGCUUGUACGAGCUGCGGCCAUGUUCCACCCGCCACCUUGCAGACUGGACGGGACGGGCGGCCAGAGACACGGCGUGGUUCUCCUCCUGCUGCUCCUCGACAGCUCCCUCAAGGCGGCGCAGGCCGCCAAACCCAAAGGCCCAGGUCACACCCACCUGAAUUCCAUCCGCAUCGACGGGGAUAUCUCCCUCGGCGGGCUUUUCCCAGUCCAUGCCAGGGGCCACGAGGGGAAGCCAUGCGGGGAACUAAAAAAGGAGAAAGGAAUUCAUCGGCUGGAGGCCAUGCUCUUUGCUUUGGACCGCAUCAACAACGAUAAUAACCUGCUGCCGAACAUCACGCUUGGCGCCCGGAUCCUGGACACCUGCUCCCGUGACACGCACGCCUUAGAGCAGUCGCUCACCUUCGUGCAGGCGCUAAUCGAGAAGGAUGGGACAGACGUCAAGUGUCUGGGUGGCGGGGCGCCUAUCAUCACCAAACCGGAGAGGGUGGUGGGCGUCAUCGGAGCGUCGUCCAGUUCCGUUUCCAUCAUGGUGGCAAACAUACUGAGGCUCUUCAAGAUCCCACAGGUGAGCUACGCCUCCACGGCUCCGGAACUGAGUGACAACACUCGCUACGACUUUUUCUCCCGGGUGGUGCCGCCGGACACGUACCAAGCUCAGGCCAUGGUGGACAUCGUCAAAGCCAUGCGCUGGAACUACGUCUCCACUGUGGCCUCAGAGGGCAACUACGGCGAGAGCGGAGUCGAGGCGUUCAUCCAGAAGUCUCGGGAGGACGGGGGUGUGUGCAUCUCUCAGUCGGUGAAGAUUCCCAGGGAACCCAAGCAGGGUGAAUUUGACAAGAUCAUCAGACGCCUACGCGAAAAUCCCAACGCAAGGGUCGUCAUCAUUUUCGCCAAUGAAGAUGACAUCAGGCGGCUGCUUCACGCUGCUAAAAAGGCCAACCAGACGGGUCAUUUCAUUUGGGUGGGCUCGGACAGCUGGGGCUCCAAGAUUUCUCCUGUUUUGCACCAGGAGGAGAUGGCGGAAGGGGCGGUCACCAUACUGCCCAAGCGUCAGUCCAUCAAGGGCUUCGAUCGCUACUUCAUCAGCCGCACGUUGGAGAACAACAGACGAAACAUCUGGUUCGCUGAGUUCUGGGAGAACAACUUCAGCUGCAAGCUGAGCCGGCACGCCCUGAAGAAAGGCUCCGGGCUCAAAAAGUGCACAAAUCAAGAGCGGAUCGGGAAGGACUCCAACUAUGAGCAGGAAGGCAAGGUGCAGUUCGUGAUUGACGCCGUCUACUCCAUGGCUCACGCCUUACACAAUAUGCACCAGGAGCUGUGCCCGGGCAAGGUGGGCCUCUGCGCCAAGAUGGAGCCCAUCAAUGGCACACACCUGCUCAAGCACAUACGUCGCCUCAACUUUAAAGGCAUCGCAGGAAACCCAGUGCUCUUCAACGAAAAUGGAGAUGCACCCGGACGCUACGAGAUCUAUCAGUACCAGAUACGAAACCUCACGGCGGAGUACAAGAUCAUCGGCCACUGGACAGAUCAACUUCAUCUCAAUGUUCGUUCGAUGCAGUGGCCCGGCUCUGUCCGUCAGAUUCCGUCGUCAAUCUGCAGCCAGGCAUGUCGGGCCGGCGAACGUAAGAAGAUCGUGAAAGGCAUCCAGUGUUGCUGGCACUGUGAGCGGUGCGAUGGCUACCAGUACCAGGCAGACACGUUCACCUGCAAGAUGUGCCGAUUCGACUUGCGGCCCAACGAGAACCACACGGGCUGCGUCCCGAUCCCCAUCGUCAAGCUGGAGUGGAGCUCUCCGUGGGCAGUGAUCCCGGUGCUCAUCGCAGUGGCGGGCAUCAUGGCCACCCUCUUUGUCGUGGUCACCUUUGUGCGGUACAAUGACACGCCCAUUGUGAAGGCAUCGGGGCGAGAGCUCAGCUAUGUGCUGCUUACCGGCAUCUUCCUGUGUUACGCCACCACCUUCCUGAUGAUUUCCACCCCGGACGUGGGAAUCUGCUCCCUCCGGAGGAUCUUUUUGGGCCUGGGCAUGAGCAUCAGCUACGCCGCCCUGCUCACGAAAACCAACCGCAUCUACCGCAUCUUUGAUCAAGGCACCAUGUCCUUGAGUGCGCCCCGGUUCAUCUCCCCAGCCUCACAGCUCAUCAUCACUUUCACUCUGGCAUCAGUGCAGCUGCUCGGCGUGUGUAUCUGGUUUGGCGUGGAUCCCUCCAAGGCCAUCAUCGAUUAUGAGGAUCAGAGGACGUCUAAUCCAGCGAUGGCCCGCGGCGUGCUCAAGUGCGAUAUCUCCGACCUGUCCCUCAUCUGUCUGCUGGGUUACAGCAUGCUGCUCAUGGUCACCUGUACCGUGUACGCCAUUAAGACUAGAGGGGUGCCGGAGACCUUCAACGAGGCCAAGCCCAUUGGUUUUACCAUGUACACCACUUGCAUAAUCUGGCUGGCAUUCAUCCCCAUCUUCUUUGGCACUUCGCAGUCCACAGAAAAGAUGUACAUCCAAACCACCACGCUGACCAUCUCUGUGAGCCUGAGCGCCUCCGUGUCCCUGGGCCUGCUCUACAUGCCCAAGGUCUACGUGGUCCUCUUCCACCCCGAGCAGAACGUGCCCAAGCGAACGCGCAGCCUCAAGGCCGUGGUCACCGCCGCCACCAUGUCCAAUAAGUUCAACCCCAAGGCCGGACUCAGGCCCAACGGCGAGGCCAAGACGGAGCUGUGCGAAAGCCUGGAAACGCAAAGCUUCUCCACAAAGCAGACGUACAUCAGCUACAGCAACCAUGCCAUCUAAUAGACGCCUCAAAGUCAAGUUCAAGUCACCAUCUCUCAAUUUCAGGAUUUCCACCUGAUCAGCUUGUCAGGAGCGUCAUUUUCACACGGAUGGAAAUCACGGGGGCGUGUUUUUGCUGUCAACACGUUGACGGCAGAGAAGCACUUGUGCGGGCCAAACAAUUGUGAGGUAUCAUCUUGUGUUGUAAAAUAAAUAAAUGAAUAAAAAUACUGCAUGAAAG